Cucumis sativus (cucumber) is the source of this 1363-nucleotide messenger RNA. Its product is annotated as probable 3-hydroxyisobutyrate dehydrogenase-like 1, mitochondrial. Gene Ontology annotation, molecular function: oxidoreductase activity; NADP binding; NAD binding. NCBI's taxonomy places the organism in Eukaryota, Viridiplantae, Streptophyta, Magnoliopsida, Cucurbitales, Cucurbitaceae. The transcript has a single exon. Bases 79 to 1107 code for a protein of 342 amino acids. The record is from RefSeq and is a predicted model, not a curated record.
UCUUCGAAUAUGUCUUAUUUUCAACCAAAAUAGAAAGGAAAAAUCUUCGCAAUCUCUCUUUUCUAUAAAGGAAAAAGGAUGCCGAUCCAAUUCUCUCUUCGGUCUCUAUACACUCAAUCCCACAAACUAACCCCCACCCUAUCCCUUCCUUUCCUCUCUUUCCUCCGUCGCACAAUGUCAACUUCCGGCGACAUCGUCAGCCCUUCAACCACCCGCGUCGGCUGGAUCGGCACCGGCGUUAUGGGCUGCUCCAUGUGCUCUCACAUCAUCAAAGCCGGCUACAAACUCACCGUCUUCAAUCGCACCAUCUCAAAAGCCCAACCCCUCCUCGAUUUGGGCGCCAAUUUAGCCACUUCCCCUCUCGCCGUUGCCGCCCAGUCCGAUGUCGUUUUCUCCAUCGUCGGUUACCCAUCCGACGUCCGCUCCGUCCUUCUCGACCCCUCUUCCGGCGCACUUGCUGGCCUUCGCCCUGGAGGCGUCCUUAUCGACAUGACCACUUCCGAACCAUCACUCGCCUCUGAAAUCGCCGCCUCUGCAACCGCAAAGGGUUGUGGGGCAAUCGACGCUCCGGUAUCAGGCGGCGAUCGCGGAGCGAAGAACGCCACUCUGGCGAUCUUUGCCGGUGGCGAUGAAGACGAAGUCCAGCGAUUGAGUCCGUUGUUUUCUCUUUUAGGGAAAGUGAAUUACAUGGGAGAAAGUGGGAAAGGGCAAUUUGCAAAGCUGGCGAAUCAGAUCACCAUAGCUUCAACAAUGGUGGGACUAGUGGAAGGGAUGAUUUAUGCUAAGAAAGCGGGGCUUGAUGUGGGUUUGUUCUUGAAUGCUAUAUCAACAGGAGCAGCUGGAUCAAAAUCUCUGGAUUUGUAUGGAAGCAGGAUUUUGAAAAGGGAUUUUGAACCUGGGUUUUUUGUGAACCAUUUUGUGAAGGAUUUGGGAAUUUGUUUGAAGGAAUGUCAGAAUAUGGGGCUUGCUCUUCCUGGAUUGGCAUUGGCUCAACAACUUUAUGUUUCGCUUAAGGCUUAUGGGGAAGGGAAUUUAGGGACUCAGGCACUGAUUUUGUCUCUGGAACGGCUCAAUAAUGUUUCACUUGAGGGCAGUGGUUCUUCUUGAUUUUAAGCUAUUUGGUUAUACCAAUGGAGAAAGAGGUCAUCAUAUAAAUUUCACCUUUCCAAAUUGUGGUUGUUUUAUGACCAUUUGUUGUUUAUUACAAUUAUAAACAAGGAACUUAUGAAGUUGUGUGAGUUUGGAUUUAGUGAUUUGCUAAACAAUUGUGUUCUGGUAGAUGACGAAUUAUGAGGAGAAUCAAGACAAGAUAGCACCAAAACUCAUUUCAAUUCUUUGCAUCCAUUAGUUCAAUUUUCUCAAA